AUGAAAAAGAAGUUAGAUGAAGUAAAAUGGUUAUGGGCCGAGUAUCUCUACGAGAUAUUAUGGUCUUAUCACACCAUAGUUCACUCCACGACCAAAGAAACUCCAUUCAGAAUGGUAUAUGGGGCUAAUACCAUGAUCUCGAAAGAAAUAAACACUCUGUUAUGGAUAAGAGUAAGCUUUGAAGAUAGUAUAAAUAAUGAGCAUCUAUCAAGUGAAGCCGACCUGCUUGAUGAAAUCAUAAACACGACACAUGUCCAAGAGAUUGCAUCCAAACAAAGGAUAGCCCAGAGAUCAACAUGA
Messenger RNA from Vicia faba (fava bean), 300 nucleotides. The record is from the annotation of a GenBank genome assembly. NCBI's taxonomy places the organism in Eukaryota, Viridiplantae, Streptophyta, Magnoliopsida, Fabales, Fabaceae.